Molecule: messenger RNA, 4004 nt
Organism: Gorilla gorilla gorilla (western lowland gorilla)
Lineage: Eukaryota; Metazoa; Chordata; Mammalia; Primates; Hominidae
Gene: BMP1
Product: bone morphogenetic protein 1
Exons: 20
Coding region: 445-3405 (986 amino acids)
Biological process (GO): dorsal/ventral pattern formation; protein processing
Molecular function (GO): metalloendopeptidase activity; calcium ion binding; zinc ion binding
Source: RefSeq, a predicted model, not a curated record
GCCCGCGGCCCGCGGCCCGGGCGGCCCGAGCCCCCUCCCCGGGCGCGCGGCUCUCCGCCUUCCCCGCCCCGGCUGGCGCGCGGCCCGGCCCGGCCGAGCACUGUCCCGGCCCCGAGGGGGGCAGAGCUCGGGCGAAAACCCGCCCUCCAGCGAGCUCAUUUCCCUAAAAAGAGGGGGGGGGAGCCGGAGGGAGGGAGGGAGAGAAAGAAAGAGAGAAAAAGAAGGAAAGGGAGAGGGAGACGGCUGGAGCCCGAGGACGAGCGCGGAGCCGCGGGCCGAGCGGGGGGCGGGAGACAGGAAGGAGGGAGGCGAGCAGAGGGAAGGGGAAGAGGUCGGGGAGCGAGGGCGGGAGCGGUCGCGGUCGCGACCGAGCAAGCAAGCGGGCGAGAGGACGCCCUCCCCUGGCCUCCAGUGCCCCGCUUCCCUCGCCGCCGCCCCGCCAGCAUGCCCGGCGUGGCCCGCCUGCCGCUGCUGCUCGGGCUGCUGCUGCUCCCGCGUCCCGGCCGGCCGCUGGACUUGGCCGACUACACCUAUGACCUGGCGGAGGAGGACGACUCGGAGCCCCUCAACUACAAAGACCCCUGCAAGGCGGCUGCCUUUCUUGGGGACAUUGCCCUGGACGAAGAGGACCUGAGGGUCUUCCAGGUACAGCAGGCUGCGGAUCUCAGACAGCACACAGCUCGUAAGUCCUCCAUCAAAGCUGCAGUUCCAGGAAACAUUUCUACCCCCAGCUGCCAGAGCACCAACGGGCAGCCUCAGAGGGGAGCCUGUGGGAGACGGAGAGGUAGAUCCCGUAGCCGGCGGGCGGCGACGUCCCGACCAGAGCGUGUGUGGCCCGAUGGGGUCAUCCCCUUUGUCAUUGGGGGAAACUUCACUGGUAGCCAGAGGGCAGUCUUCCGGCAGGCCAUGAGGCACUGGGAGAAGCACACCUGUGUUACCUUCCUGGAGCGCACCGACGAGGACAGCUAUAUUGUGUUCACCUAUCGACCUUGCGGGUGCUGCUCCUACGUGGGUCGCCGCGGCGGGGGCCCCCAGGCCAUCUCCAUCGGCAAGAACUGUGACAAGUUCGGCAUUGUGGUCCACGAGCUGGGCCACGUCGUCGGCUUCUGGCACGAACACACUCGGCCAGACCGGGACCGCCACGUUUCCAUCGUUCGUGAGAACAUCCAGCCAGGGCAGGAGUAUAACUUCCUGAAGAUGGAGCCUCAGGAGGUGGAGUCCCUGGGGGAGACCUAUGACUUCGACAGCAUCAUGCAUUACGCUCGGAACACAUUCUCCAGGGGCAUCUUCCUGGAUACCAUUGUCCCCAAGUAUGAGGUGAACGGGGUGAAACCUCCCAUUGGCCAAAGGACACGGCUCAGCAAGGGGGACAUUGCCCAAGCCCGCAAGCUUUACAAGUGCCCAGCCUGUGGAGAGACCCUGCAAGACAGCACAGGCAACUUCUCCUCCCCUGAAUACCCCAAUGGCUACUCUGCUCACAUGCACUGUGUGUGGCGCAUCUCUGUCACACCCGGGGAGAAGAUCAUCCUGAACUUCACGUCCCUGGACCUGUACCGCAGCCGCCUGUGCUGGUACGACUAUGUGGAGGUCCGAGAUGGCUUCUGGAGGAAGGCGCCCCUCCGAGGCCGCUUCUGCGGGUCCAAACUCCCUGAGCCUAUCGUCUCCACUGACAGCCGCCUCUGGGUUGAAUUCCGCAGCAGCAGCAAUUGGGUUGGAAAGGGCUUCUUUGCAGUCUACGAAGCCAUCUGCGGGGGUGAUGUGAAAAAGGACUAUGGCCACAUUCAAUCGCCCAACUACCCAGACGAUUACCGGCCCAGCAAAGUCUGCAUCUGGCGGAUCCAGGUGUCUGAGGGCUUCCACGUGGGCCUCACAUUCCAGUCCUUUGAGAUUGAGCGCCACGACAGCUGUGCCUACGACUAUCUGGAGGUGCGCGACGGGCACAGUGAGAGCAGCACCCUCAUCGGGCGCUACUGUGGCUAUGAGAAGCCUGAUGACAUCAAGAGCACGUCCAGCCGCCUCUGGCUCAAGUUCGUCUCUGACGGGUCCAUUAACAAAGCGGGCUUUGCCGUCAACUUUUUCAAAGAGGUGGACGAGUGCUCUCGGCCCAACCGCGGGGGCUGUGAGCAGCGGUGCCUCAACACCCUGGGCAGCUACAAGUGCAGCUGUGACCCCGGAUACGAGCUGGCCCCAGACAAGCGCCGCUGUGAGGCUGCCUGUGGCGGAUUCCUCACCAAACUCAACGGCUCCAUCACCAGCCCAGGCUGGCCCAAGGAGUACCCCCCGAACAAGAACUGCAUCUGGCAGCUGGUGGCCCCCACCCAGUACCGCAUCUCCCUGCAGUUUGACUUCUUUGAGACAGAGGGCAAUGAUGUGUGCAAGUACGACUUCGUGGAGGUGCGCAGUGGACUCACAGCCGACUCCAAGCUGCAUGGCAAGUUCUGUGGUUCUGAGAAGCCCGAGGUCAUCACCUCCCAGUACAACAACAUGCGCGUGGAGUUCAAGUCCGACAACACCGUGUCCAAAAAGGGCUUCAAGGCCCACUUCUUCUCAGACAAGGACGAGUGCUCCAAGGAUAACGGCGGCUGCCAGCAGGACUGCAUCAACACAUUCGGCAGUUAUGAGUGCCAGUGCCGCAGUGGCUUCGUCCUCCAUGACAACAAGCACGACUGCAAAGAAGCCGGCUGUGACCACAAGGUGACAUCCACCAGUGGUACCAUCACCAGCCCCAACUGGCCUGACAAGUAUCCCAGCAAGAAGGAGUGCACGUGGGCCAUCUCCAGCACCCCCGGGCACCGGGUCAAGCUGACCUUCAUGGAGAUGGACAUCGAGUCCCAGCCUGAGUGUGCCUACGACCACCUAGAGGUGUUCGACGGGCGAGACGCCAAGGCCCCCGUCCUCGGCCGCUUCUGUGGGAGCAAGAAGCCCGAGCCCGUCCUGGCCACAGGCAGCCGCAUGUUCCUGCGCUUCUACUCAGAUAACUCGGUCCAGCGAAAGGGCUUCCAGGCCUCCCACGCCACAGAGUGUGGGGGCCAGGUACGGGCAGAUGUGAAGACCAAGGACCUUUACUCCCACGCCCAGUUUGGCGACAACAACUACCCUGGGGGUGUGGACUGUGAGUGGGUCAUUGUGGCCGAGGAAGGCUACGGCGUGGAGCUCGUGUUCCAGACCUUUGAGGUGGAGGAGGAGACCGACUGCGGCUAUGACUACAUGGAGCUCUUCGACGGCUACGACAGCACAGCCCCCAGGCUGGGGCGCUACUGUGGCUCAGGGCCUCCUGAGGAGGUGUACUCGGCGGGAGAUUCUGUCCUGGUGAAGUUCCACUCGGAUGACACCAUCACCAAAAAAGGUUUCCACCUGCGAUACACCAGCACCAAGUUCCAGGACACACUCCACAGCAGGAAGUGACCACUGCCUGAGCAGGGGCGGGGACCGGAGCCUGCUGCCCUUGGUCGCCUAGACUGGACAGUGGGUGUGGGCAGAAGGCGACGCACCAUCCCUCUCCCCCCGGCCCCAGGACCUGCAGGGCCAAUGGCCUGGUGAGACUGUCCAUAGGAGGUGGGGGAACUGGACUCCGGCAUAAGCCACUUCCCCACAACCCCCCCACCAGCAAGGGGCUGGGGCCAGGGAGCAGAGCUUCCACAAGACAUUUCGAAGUCACCAUUCCUCUCUUAGGGGGCCCUGCCUGGUGGCAAGAGGGAAUGUCAGCAGGACCCCAUCGCCAUCCCUGUGUCUCUACACGCUGUAUUGUGUAUCGCCGGGGGCAUUAUUUUCAUUGUAAUGUUCAUUUCCCACCCCUGCUCCAGCCUCGAUUUGGUUUUAUUUUGAGCCCCCAUUCCACCACCCCAGUUUCCUGGGGCACAAGUGUCUGUGCAUGUCCCCCAGGAGCCACUGUGGGGAGCCGAUGGGGAGGGGAUGGAGAAACAAGACAGGGCUUCUCUCAGGCCCAGUGGCCGGUCAGCCACACCAGGGCACCGCAGCCAAUAAACCGAAAGUGUUACAGCCAA